AUGGCCGACGUUGUCGUUAAUGUUCUCUUACAGCAAUUACCGCUACUAAUAGAAGGAGCAACUUUCCCAUCUGGAGUGGAAAAUGAAGUCAAGUCAUUUCAAAGGGAGCUCGAGAGGAUAAAUAUCUUCCUCGAGAACUCCAAAGGGAAAGGCAACGAGCAUGAAAAUGUUAAGGCAUUAAUUAGGCAUAUCACGGAAGUUGCUUACGAGGCUGAGGAUAUUAUCGACACAUUCAUCCUCAAAAUCGAAGAACAAAGGAAGAGGAAUUUCGCGGGAAAGAUAAUCAAUAGCAUUGCGCACGCAAUAAUGCUUCACAAUGUUGCAAAGAAGAUAGAAUGCCUCAACAAAGAGAUCAACAAAAUCUACGAUGAUAUAGAAAAGUACGGCAUUGAAAGAACUGAAGCAAGGGUAGACGCAGAAGCAGAGAAGGCACUGCACAAACGUAGGACAUGCGUCGAGGAAGAUGACGUGGUUGGCUUUGUUCAUGGCUCUGAUACAUUGGUGAAUCAGCUUACUGAUGAAACCCAGAAUUCAAAGCUUGAUGUCAUUUCAAUCAUUGGCAUGGGUGGGUUGGGAAAAACUACUCUUGCCAAAAAAAUCUACAAUAAUGAUCGCGUCAAGAGCCACUUUCAUUGCCUUGUAUGGGUGUAUGUAUCUGAAGAUUUCAAAAUCAAAGAGUUAUUGAUUGAAAUUUUAAAAUUUCAGAUGCCAAUAUCAGAUCUAGAUGAGUUGACAUCAAAAGUCAAAGGGAUGAGUGACGAAGAGGCAAAAGAGUUCCUAGUAGAAGAGUUGCUCAAAUGCUUGCAAGGGAAGAGGUACCUAGUAGUCAUGGACGACAUCUGGAAACCCCAAGUCUGGAAUGAGGUAAAAGAUGCUUUCCCUGAUAACUCCAAUGGAAGCCGAAUAUUAAUCACUAGCCGCAUAACAGAAGUGGCCUUACAUGCAAGUCUUACUCCUCCUUACUUUCUCCAAUUUCUUAACAAAGAUGAAAGCUGGGAACUCUUUUGUAAAAAAGUAUUUCGAGGAGGAGAAUGUCCUCCUGAGCUAGAAAAUUUGGGAAAUCAAAUUGCAGAAGGUUGCCGUGGGUUGCCACUUUCAAUUGUGGUAUUGGGGGGUCUUUUAGCAAACAAAGAGAAGACACAUCGAACAUGGUCAAAAGUGAUUGCCGAUGUAAAUUGGUAUCUUACUGAAUGCAGAGACAUUCUAGCCUUAAGCUACACCUACCUACCACGGCGCUUGAAACCAUGCUUCUUGUAUAUUGGUGCAUUCCCAGAAGAUUUUGAAAUCACUGUAAAUGAACUGAUCAAACUAUGGAUAGCUGAGGGAUUCAUACAACACACUGGCAGACGAAACAUUGAAGAUGUUGCUGAUGACUACUUAGAGGAGCUUAUUGAUCGAAAUUUGAUCCAAGUGGCUACUAGGAGGUCAGAUGAAGGAGUGAAGACAUGUCGUAUUCAUGAUCUUUUGCGAGACCUAUGCAUAAUCAAGAGCACGGAAGAAAAGUUUCUUUAUGUACAUAGAGAUGAUAACUCAUCCUGGAACACCUCUCGCAGACAUUCCAUCCAGGGUAGAAUUCUUCAUCAAUUCAUUUCUUCAAACAAUUCUGGCACUUCAUAUGUUCAUUCUUUUUUGUCCUUUGGAUUUGAAUUGAGGUGGAAGUUUGAGGAAAUCCACUGGAAGUGGGUCCACAAUAACUUGAAAAUGCUUCGUGUGCUUCAUUUGGACCUAUGUACCCAUUGCGUUCCAGAAGAGAUUGGAACAUUGAUCCAUUUGAGGUACUUGAAUAUAUUAUGUGUGUCUAUUCCAGAUUCUAUUGGCAACCUGAAGAAUCUAGAAACACUUGCCAUAUGCACAGGUGAAAUGGGUGGAGUAUUUUUGCCGGACUCGAUAAUAAAGCUGACGCGUUUAAGGAACUUGCAGGGGCAUUUGGUUUUACCUGAUCAUUUCCCCAGGAACUUGAAGGGGCAUUUGGUUUUACCUGAUAAUUUCACCUUGGUCACAGCUUGGUCAAGCCUCCAAGUCCUUUCCAAUAUUAAAAUGAACUCACAAAUUGUGCAUUUCAUUGUCGAGGGCAAGCUUCCUAAUUUAAGGAAAUUAGGGCUAGUAUAUGGUUUGGAAGAUGAGUGGUUAGAAAGAAUUGAUUUUAAAGCUACUUUCCCAAGCGUCCACCACUUAAGUCAUCUCCAAACAUUGAGCAUUUCAGGUAUUCAAUACAAGGUUAGGCUUCCUAAUUCAAUUCCAGAGACAAUCACCAAGAUAAGCUUAAAGUGGGUGUCGUUGGAUAACAAUAGCAUGGAAGUGUUGGGAAAACUUCCUAAACUUUUAAUACUAAAACUAUGUGGUUGCCUUCCUUCUAGAGAUCUUCACUUCCAUGCACAUUCGUUUCCUCAACUCCUAUUCCUAAAGUUGUAUGGCGAGGACUUGGGAAACUGGAUACAGGAUGAAGGUGCAAUGGCAAGCCUAAGGCAUUUGGUUUUCAAGAACUGCCAUAUAAUUACCAUCCACUCUUCUAACUUACGGAAAUCAACUGCCUUGCGAGAGGUGGAGGUCUUAGAUUGCGACUCUGAUUUGACAAACAUGUUUAAGAGAUUGCAGAUGGAGCUUGGUUUUAAGCUACACAUUGGUCUUAGGUAUUUAUGA
Messenger RNA from Corylus avellana, 2640 nucleotides. Its product is annotated as putative disease resistance RPP13-like protein 3. Lineage: Eukaryota; Viridiplantae; Streptophyta; Magnoliopsida; Fagales; Betulaceae. Gene Ontology annotation, molecular function: ADP binding. Gene Ontology annotation, biological process: defense response to other organism. The record is from RefSeq and is a predicted model, not a curated record.